Octopus bimaculoides (California two-spot octopus) is the source of this 384-nucleotide messenger RNA. Its product is annotated as putative CENPB DNA-binding domain-containing protein 1 pseudogene. The record is from RefSeq and is a predicted model, not a curated record. NCBI's taxonomy places the organism in Eukaryota, Metazoa, Mollusca, Cephalopoda, Octopoda, Octopodidae.
AUGCCUCCAAAGAGGAAGAAGACAUCUUCACCUGCAGCAGGAAGCGCCAAGAAACAACGGAGAGCUAUUGACCUUGACACGAAAAUGAAAAUCAUUACAAACUACGAAGGCGGGAAAAAGGUGAGAGCUAUCGCAAACGAUACGGGCCUGGCACAGUCUACCAUCUCUACUAUUUUGAAGGAUAAAGUUAAAGUGAAAGAGGCAGCCAGAACUUCGACAGGCUUUAAAGCAUGCAUCACAAGACAUCGGAAAGGUCUCAUUCACGAGAUGGAAAAGUUGCUGGCAAUCUGGAUUGACGAUCAGGUUCAAAAAAGAAUUCCGAUGAGCCUUCUCACUAUCCAAGCAAAGGCACGCAGUAUUUUCACCACACUGAAGGAGCAAUAG